ACCAAUAGGCCAAUGUGGUCGAUUAAAUAUGGAAGGCAACAGAGACGAAAGUACUAAAUGUAUUUCUAUCGCCCAGAAAUGUAUAAAUGUAGGGGCAUAUGAAAAAGCGUUGAAAUUCCUAAAUAAAGCAGAAAGACUUUAUCCAACACAAAAAGCUAAAGAUUUACUUGACCACGUAAAGAAACUAAGUGAGACAGCAACAGAUGAUGGUGGGGGUGGGACACAGAAAGCAGAGGAUGGUGUGCGGCAGCGCAGGGGCAGUCAUAGCAGGGAGGCAAACGAUUCAGCUCAAACCAGUGAACCAAAGGAGAAAGAUUACACAGAGGAGCAGUUGGCAGCAGUUAGGAGGAUAAAGAAGUGUAAAGACUAUUAUGAGAUACUAAGUGUAGAGAAAGAUGCAUCAGAAGCAGACUUAAAGAAAGCUUACAGAAAACUGGCCCUUCAAAUGCAUCCAGAUAAGAACAAGGCACCUGGGGCAACAGAAGCUUUUAAAGCUGUUGGUAAUGCAUUUGCUGUGAUAAGUGACCCAGCAAAGAGGAAAAAGUAUGAUAUGUUUGGUCCGGAGGAAGAACAGAGAAGUUCUCGUAGUAAUCGUGAAUAUGAUUAUUCACAUGGGUUUGAAGGUGAUAUUUCACCGGAAGAACUUUUCAACAUGUUUUUUGGAGGCGGAUUUCCCUCAGGGAGUGUUUAUCAACGAAGGGGCAGACAUUCACAUAUGCAUUCAAGGCAACAUUAUAGAUUCACUUCUAGAGAAUCACAUUCUUCAAAUGAUGGCAGCGCUACACUACUGUUACAGUUAGCUCCGAUAUUAUUGUUGGUUGUUCUAUCUCUACUUAGCAGUUUCUUUGUGUCAGAUCCUGUCUUUAGUCUAUCUCGCACAGAUAAGUACUCUGCUCAGAGGAAGACCCAACAUUUACAUAUACCUUAUUAUGUGAAACAAGAUUUUACAUCAAACUUUGCGGGUGAUUUACGGCGUAUAGAAAGACAAGUAGAGGAAGAAUUUAUUUCUAAUUUACGUCAAAAUUGUUGGAGAGAAAGAAGUUAUAAAGAAAACAUGUUAUGGAGGGCCAGAAAUUAUGCCGAUGCAAAAUUAUAUGAACGAGCACAAAGUAUGGAGACGCCAUCCUGUGAUCAGUUACAAAGAAUAUACAGCUAGUGACUCUACUUGAUAAACCUCCCGUUCUUUUACUUAUUUACCACUGAAAUAUAAUCAGGGUCCGAGGUCCGUGUCUGGAGCAGCAGUUAUAUGGAAUUAUAUGGAAUUAUGUUGUUGUCGAAUAUGAAGAUGGAUGAAGGACCGAAAACAACACAGACGAAUGGUUUCAACUGUGAUUGCAAUAUGUAGUCUUAUUGAACUUAACCUGGUAAUGGAGAUGUGUUGAAAGAAAUCUUAUUUGGAAAGAGAAUUGAAAAGAAUUGAUUAACAGAAAGACUACUCGACACUUUUGCAUCCUCUGAUUUUAUCUAUAUAAGAACUGGAAGACAUGGUUCUGUAUAAAAGUUUUAAGAUCACAUUCAACAGUCUAUGAACAGUAUGCUUAUAGUGACUGUACUGUUUUCAGUUUGUACAAGAAAAAAUUGUGCACAUUAUAUAAAUGUAUAAGAUUUUUUAGCUCACCUGUCACGAAGUGACAAGGUGAGCUAUUGUUACCGCUUGAUGUCCGUCGUGCGUCAACAAUUUGUAAAAAAAUCUUCUUCUUGAAAACCACUGGGCAGAAUUACACCAAACUUCACAGGAAUGAUCCUUGGGUGGCCCCCUUUCAAAAUUGUUAAAACAAUUGAAUUCCAUGGAGAACUCUGGUUGCCAUGGCAACCGAAAGGAAAAACUUUAAAGAUUUUCUUCUCAAAAACCAGAAGCCCUAGAGCUUAGAUAUUUGGUGUGAAGCAUUGCCUAUUGGACCUCUACCAAAUUUGUUCAAAUCAUGACCCCAGGGUCAAAAUUGACCCCGCCCCAGGGGUCACUUGAUUUUACAUAGGAAAAUCUUAAAAAAUCUUCUUCUCAAAAAGCAUAAGCCCUAGAGCUUAGAUAUUUGACAUGUAGCAUUGCCUAGUGGACCUCUAGUGGACCCAGGGGUCACUUGAUUUUACAUUUGAAAAUCUUCAAAAAAUUUCUAAAAAUAAACCAGAAGGCCUAGAGCUUAGAUAUUUGACAUGUAGCAUUGCCUAGUGGACCUCUACAAAAUUUGUUUAAAUUAUGACCCCCAGGGUCAAUAUUGACCCCGCCCCAGGGGUCACUUGAUUUUACAUAGGAAAAUCUUAAAGAUCCUUCUUCUCAAAAACCAGAAGCCCUAGAGCUUAAAUAUAUGGUGUGAAGCAUUGCCUAGUGGACCUCUACCAAUGUUGUUCAAAUCAUGACCCCGUACUUGAUUGUACAUAGGAAAAUCUUAAAAAUUCUUCUCAAAAAGCAUAAGCCCUGGAGCUUAGAUAUUUGACAUGUAGCAUUGCCUAGUGGACCUCUACUAAAAUUGUUCAAAUCAUGACCCCGGGGUCAAAAUUGACCCCGCCUCAGGGGUCACUUGAUUUUACAGAUGAAAAUCUUUAAAAAAAAUCUAAAAAUAAACCAGAAGGCCUAGAGCUUAGAUAUUUCAAAUGUAGCAUUGCCUAGUGGACCUCUACUAAAGUUGUUCAAAUCAUGACCCCGGGGUCAAAAUUGAGCCAGCCCUAGGGGUCACUUGAUUUUACAUAUGAAAAUCUUCAAAAAAAUUCUUAAAAUAAACCAGAAGGCCUAGAGCUUAGAUAUUUCACAUGUAGCAUGGCCUAGUGGACCUCUACAACAUUUGUUCAAAUCAUGACCCCCGGGGUUACUUGAUUUUACAUAGAAAAAUCUUUAAAAUUUUCUAAAAAAAACCCCAAAAGGCCUAGAGCUUAGAUAUUUGACAUGUAGCAUCGCCUAGUGGACCUCUACAAAAUUUAUUUAAAUCUUGACCCCCACAGGGUCAAAUUGACCCAGCCCCAGGGUUACUUGAUUGUGCAUAGGGAAAUCUUCAUAAAUUUGCUAAAAAUAAACCAGAAGGCCUAGAUCUUAAAGCUUUAGCUAAGAAAUUUGUUCAAGCAAGCAACUCUACUCAGGUGAGCGAUAUAGGGCCAUCAUUGCCCUCUUGUUUAUGUAAAGAUCUUGCAUUGAUUUCAUGUUGCCUUUUUGAUUUUUUAAAGUAAUACAGAAAUCUAAACUAAAAUAUAAUAGUCAGACACAUAUUAAGUUGUUUUUACAUGUUGAUUUAUUUGACUGUUGUGUAAAAUCUCACCAUUUAUCAUGUAGUUUAAAACAGUUCCACUUAUAAAGUAUAAAAGUUUUUUCUGAACUAUUUAAGUUUAAUAAUGAAGUUUAUAUAUAUAUUAUGCUUCUUUGUGAAGCUGUUUGGCAGCAUUAAUUUGUUGGUAAUAAAAACAAUACACAUGAUUUCUCUGUAUUGAUGUAGGUGUAGGUUCCUAAUGUACUUCAAUACUGUCCCAACACACAAAUACAUACGUAUUUUGGUGAUUGUGGUCUAAAAUGAUACACCCCUCUUCAGAAAUUUUAACCCUUUUAAUAUAAUAGUGAAUGAGUACAACUGUCCCCUGUAUACAGGUUUACAGGAAUGAACAAGUAGAAAUGAGCCGUGCCAUGAGAAAACCAACAUAGUGGCUUUGCGACCAGCAUGGAUCCAGACCAGCCUGCGCAUCCGCGCAGUCUGGUCAGGAUCCAUGCUGUUCGCUAACAGUUUCUCUAAUUCCAAUAGGCUUUGAAAGCGAACAGCAUGGAUCCUGACCAGACUGCGUGGAUGUGCAGGCUGGUCUGGAUCCAUGCUGGUCGCAAAGCCACUAUGUUGGUUUUCUCAUGGCACGGCUCAAAUGCUUUUACAGUGGAAGAACACGUACAAUGAUUUAAUCUUAGAAGCUGUUCUUUACCUUUGAAAUUCGUUUGCUGUUUUAACAUGAUUCAAUAGAAAUGGGUGGUCUAAAAGCACAAGAGAAGGUAACAGUCCAGAAAAUAUCUACAAGGAAGGAAACAAUUUGUCAAUCAAAUAAUAUGCUUGAACUUUGUGGUAACUGUUGGAAAAUAUUUUCCAAGUACUAACACUAAACUUUAAAAUGUAAAAUAGUGCAAAAAUAUUAGUCAUAUUUAGUGCUUUCAGAAUAUGUAUACUAGAAAAAAACAAGAAAUCGAAGCCCAUUAUAUGACAUGUGUAGAAUGAAUGCUUGUUGUAUGUUUUUGUUAUUUUCUUUUUAAAGUAGUACUGAAUUUGUUCCUGAAAUUAAGGUCAGAAAGCCUGUUGGAAACUUCCUCUCUUACCGAUUACUGACAAUGUUAUGUAAAAUUCAGUAUGUUACACUAUCUACACGUAUUUGCACUAUAAACAAUGUUUAAACUA
Messenger RNA from Mercenaria mercenaria, 4352 nucleotides. Its product is annotated as dnaJ homolog subfamily B member 12-like. The transcript is spliced from 9 exons. The record is from RefSeq and is a predicted model, not a curated record. Gene Ontology annotation, molecular function: Hsp70 protein binding. Bases 29 to 1156 code for a protein of 375 amino acids. Gene Ontology annotation, cellular component: endoplasmic reticulum membrane. NCBI's taxonomy places the organism in Eukaryota, Metazoa, Mollusca, Bivalvia, Venerida, Veneridae. Gene Ontology annotation, biological process: cellular response to misfolded protein.